CUGGUAUCUGCACCGCACUAUUCCUCCCUCCAAAUCCAAACCUCCCAAACCACCUCACAGAAACACCUACCCCUUUCCUCUCUCUCUCUCUCUCCAACCCUAACCAGUCACUAGGGUUAGGGUUUUUCCUGCUUCAAAAAUUCAAGCCCUCUCUCCACCAAUGGCCAGGUACCGGAGCCGCAGCCGCAGCCUGAGCAGAAGCUACAGCCCCCCUCGCCGGCGUAGCAGAACUCCGCCACGUGGACGCAAGCGAUACGACGACGACGACGAGCCUCGCGACCGCUACCGUGACAGCCGCUCUUACCGAGACCGCCGCUCACCGGCUCCGUCUGGCUUGCUCGUUCGCAAUCUUCCUCUUGACGCUAGGUCAGAUGAUCUUAGGAUCCCUUUUGAGCGCUUUGGUCCAGUGAAGGAUGUGUAUCUUCCUAAGAAUUACUACACCCGGGAGCCACGGGGCUUUGGCUUUGUGAAGUACCGUUAUGCAGAGGACGCAGCUGAAGCAAAGCAACAAAUGAACCAUAAACUUAUUGGUGGACGUGAAAUAAGGAUUGUUUUUGCUGAGGAGAACAGAAAAACUCCCCAAGAAAUGCGCACAACAACUCGUGUAAGUGGAGGAAGCUCUAGAAGAAGAAGAACUCCACCUAGGUCUCCAAGACGGCAAUAUCGUUCCUACUCCCAGUCAGUUUCACCUCUUAGGCGCGACUCAAGGGACCAUGGAGCUAGGGAUCAUUAUCGUUCCCCCGUGCAGUCUAGAUCAAUUUCACGAUCUCCUUCACCACACGAUGAAAGAGACUACAGGCGGUCCCCAAGUUCUAGGGAGAAUGGACGGAUUCCACGUGAUGAGAGAGACUGCAGUAGGUCCCCAAGUCCAAGGGAUAACGGUCAGGAUCUGCGUGAUGAGAGAGUCUAUGCACCUAGAAGGUUAAGGAGUCCAAGGGGUAAUAGGCACAGUCCUAUGUCACGCUCACGGUCAUACAGUCCUCGCUGAUGCCUGUCUGAUACGCUGCUCUGAAGUGCCAUCGUUUGCUGGUUGCUGCUUCAAACUGCAUUAGUUUGCUUAGUAGUAAAUAUGACUUUGGACCAUGUCAGUUUUUGUUUAAUGGAUUUAUACCAUUCACAUUGUGUUAAGUCACAUGGGAAUGUAAUUUUUGAAGAAGCUUUAUGUGAGUUUGUAUUGUUCCGUUUUCUUUUACAGGCAGUAAAUAAGGUGGUUCUAGUUUGACUGA
Rosa rugosa (rugosa rose) is the source of this 1226-nucleotide messenger RNA. Its product is annotated as serine/arginine-rich SC35-like splicing factor SCL28. Gene Ontology annotation, molecular function: DNA binding; RNA binding. The coding region runs from base 161 to 988 and encodes 275 amino acids. Lineage: Eukaryota; Viridiplantae; Streptophyta; Magnoliopsida; Rosales; Rosaceae. Gene Ontology annotation, cellular component: nucleus; nucleosome. The record is from RefSeq and is a predicted model, not a curated record. Gene Ontology annotation, biological process: sperm DNA condensation; spermatogenesis. The transcript has 7 exons.